Letharia columbiana is the source of this 984-nucleotide messenger RNA. RefSeq lists its product as uncharacterized. Lineage: Eukaryota; Fungi; Ascomycota; Lecanoromycetes; Lecanorales; Parmeliaceae. The coding region runs from base 1 to 984 and encodes 327 amino acids. Gene Ontology annotation, molecular function: (3R)-hydroxyacyl-[acyl-carrier-protein] dehydratase activity. Gene Ontology annotation, cellular component: mitochondrion. The record is from RefSeq and is a predicted model, not a curated record. The transcript has a single exon.
AUGUUAUCGCGACCCUUUCGCCGUUUGGCCUCCACGGCCGUCUCGCCCAGACACAAACAAUUAGUGGAAGACUUCUUCUACACAGCGCAAAGUGUUCCUUCGAUCGUCAGAAAGCAAUUCCUCGACCCAAACCAAAUUCAACGUCUCAGCUUGACCCUCAACAGACCGCGGCUCUACCGAGUCGGGCAAAUUCUCGAGAACGAGAUUCCACUGAAUGGUACGCCUCUUGCACCUGGCUACCACCUCGUCUACUUCACACCAGCCGCAUUGCCAGACCACCUGGGUAGAGAUGGCACAGAUAUCAGCUAUAGUCCUGCGGAGCCGUUCACUCGACGAAUGUGGGCCGGUGGUAGGAUUGACUGGGUAAAGGAAAACCCGCUUCGCAUUGGUGACGAGGCAAUAGAGACAACGAAACUCGUUUUUGCAAAGCCCAAAGUCACGAGAGCCGGUGAGGAAGUGGUUGUUGUCGGCGUGAAGAAGACGUUUGAGAACGCGAAAGGGCUGGCACUCUUCGACAGGAGGGAUUGGGUGUUCCGCACACAGCUCUCGGGACUUCCGCCAUCGCAUGACUACUCAGAGUCUACUGGAAGUGACGAUGCUCUCCUUCCUUUACCAGACACGUCACAAAAGUCACGAGACUAUUUGCAGACCGCAGUCUCACUUUUUCGAUUUUCGGCGCUUACCUUCAACGCUCACAAGAUACAUUACUCGCGGCCCUGGUGUAGAGAUGUGGAAGGUCAUAGGGAAAUUGUUGUGCAUGGUCCAUUGAACCUGAUCAAUAUGCUAGACUUCUGGAGAGAUGAGCAAGCAGACGACUUCAUGAUUCCACAAUCCAUUAGUUACCGCGCUACGGCUCCAUUUUAUGCGGGGGAGAAAUACAGGGCGCUGUUGGAAAGAGAGACCGACACGACAUCGAUCAAACUUUGGGGACACAAUGGGAAAGGCGACGUCAAAGUGGGCAUGUUAGGUGACGUGGUGGACUAA